AUGUCUCCAGGAAGCACGACUGCCCCCCAGCCAGACUGCACCGAGCUACCUCCCACCAGCCAUGAACCCCCAGCCCUGGCCAGCAGGUUGGCCUUAUGCACGUUCUCAUUUUUUGCCAAUGUAACAGUUGUGCCGUGGUCCCUCCCCGGUUCUUUAGCUGCAUCUCAUAAUUACUCACAUGUGUACAGGCCUUCAGAGCUCUUGUUAACCCAGGUUAAUCAGAAGAAGGAAUAUAAAUUUGACCUGGUGUUCACCACAGAAUUCUACAGCACAGAGGAAGAUGAGAAACGUCUGGGACAAUGUUCUGCUCAAGUAUUUUUCAGGAAUGAGAAGCCCAGACCAGCCGUUAAUGUGACGUGUAGUCAGCUCAUUAAGAAGGAGAAGAGACAGGAAGAGGAUUACCAUCUCUACAAGCUCAUGAAGCAGCUUAAAAGCCCCUUGAACGCAGUCAGCAUUCCUGACAGUCAUGGAUAUAUUGCUCCGUCUCUGCGGCCCAUCUGGGACCUAGCUUUUCUGGGCAGCUCCUACGUGAUGUGGCAAAAGACAACACCGUUUCUCCAGUACUACAUGUCCCAGAUUAGCAGUGUCAAGCAGUGGAAAACAAAUGAUGAUGCAAUUGAUUUUGAUUAUACUGUUCUACUCCAUGAAUUCUCAACACAGGAAAUUAUUCCCUGCCGUAUUCACUUGGUCUGGUACCCCAGCAAACCACUGAAAGUGAAGUACCACUGUCAAGAGCGACAGACACCAGAAGAAGCCUCUGGAACUGAAGACGGAUCAGCUAUGGCACUGACGGAGCUUAGUAAUUUCUGAAAAGCAAGAAAAAUCUGUCUGUACCACAUUCUAAACAAAAUGACUGUACUCUGCAUUAAAUAGCCUAAAUCAUUAUUCUAGUAAAACAGCGACGUAUAAGGGAAUAUAAUAAUUUAGGAAAGCCUGUGAUUACAAAUAAAUAUUCAAACAUUAAAA
This is a messenger RNA of Odocoileus virginianus texanus, 966 nucleotides long. The record is from RefSeq and is a predicted model, not a curated record. NCBI's taxonomy places the organism in Eukaryota, Metazoa, Chordata, Mammalia, Artiodactyla, Cervidae.